Molecule: messenger RNA, 828 nt
Organism: Gossypium arboreum
Lineage: Eukaryota; Viridiplantae; Streptophyta; Magnoliopsida; Malvales; Malvaceae
Exons: 2
Coding region: 113-571 (152 amino acids)
Source: RefSeq, a predicted model, not a curated record
CUCAGAUUGGAAUACUUCAAUUUUGGACCCACCCCCGAUUCCCUUCUACCUUCAAAUUCUUCCUUUUCUUCCCUCAAUUUUUUUUUUGUAUUUUAUUUGACCACAACAAAAAAUGUAUGAUUUGGGGGAUGAAGUAACGAUUGAAAGCUACAGAAUCCCUUGGCUGAUAUGGAUCCAAAUAAUCGUCCUUCUACUUCUCAUGCUUCUUCUUUAUGGCUUCACUCUCUUCGCUUUCGAUCUCCCCGAAACUUCUUCUUCUUCUUCUUCAUCUUCCCCUGACUCCCAGUUGGGCAAGCUACCUGGUUUCAAGCAAACUACAACCUUUUCUUCCCAGGUCAUAGAAAGGCAGAGCAUAAGGGGAGAGAUAGGCAUAACAAAAACAACAAGUAGGAGGAUGGUAAGAGGAGAAGAGAUGGAGGGAAGUUCAAGAAAGGAACCAAAUCAGCAGGAAUUGGACCUUCAUCCCUGUCACUAUUUCAGGCUUGCUAAACUAGCAUUUCUCAAGUGUUUGGGUCUUGAUUCUGAUCAUAACAAUAAUACUUCAAUUACUGAACAAAGAAACCAAAGAUAAGUGCAUACUUCUUGUUAUUUAUUAAAGUUGGUGGUAUACAGGGAAAAAUUGUCUUCUUUUCUUGGGCCAAGAGGUAAAAUUCGGGGGCGGAAUAUUUGCUUUGGUUAUUUUAAGUUUUUCAGUUUCUUUUUUCUUUCUGAAAAAGGAAGUAUUUAGUUUUGAUAGUUAAUAUGCUUUAUUAAUUAAAAUUCGAGUCCUUAAAAGGAAUUUUAGAGUUAAUUGUAAUAGACAUCUCAAAUUAUGAUAUUCAUUUUAAA